UGACAGCUCGAAUGGCUACAUGGCCAUGAGGCCUUCUGUUGCUGGCAACCCACUGAUCAACUCAUCCUCCAAGAUGAGACACUCACUACGCAAAGGAACAUAUGUUGAAGCUGAUGAAGAGAGCAAGAUGUUUGAUGAGGAUGGUUUGUCCGUAAACACUGAGGAUCUUCUGAGCUUCUCAUACCAAGUGGCCAAAGGCAUGGAGUUCUUAGCCUCCAAAAAUGUGAGAAUCUACCUGACUUAUUACCAAUUUGAAAUAGAAUUUUGGAUGGAACUCUGUUCAUUGACUUCU
This is a messenger RNA of Austrofundulus limnaeus, 292 nucleotides long. RefSeq names its product mast/stem cell growth factor receptor Kit. Gene Ontology annotation, molecular function: protein kinase activity. Gene Ontology annotation, biological process: protein phosphorylation. Lineage: Eukaryota; Metazoa; Chordata; Actinopteri; Cyprinodontiformes; Rivulidae. The record is from RefSeq and is a predicted model, not a curated record.